Planococcus citri (citrus mealybug) is the source of this 2052-nucleotide messenger RNA. Its product is annotated as juvenile hormone esterase-like. The transcript is spliced from 10 exons. The record is from RefSeq and is a predicted model, not a curated record. Bases 203 to 1843 code for a protein of 546 amino acids. NCBI's taxonomy places the organism in Eukaryota, Metazoa, Arthropoda, Insecta, Hemiptera, Pseudococcidae.
ACCAGGAGUUAUCUUUUUUUCAAACUACGAGAUCGGUUAAGGACAAAAUAUCCAACUAAGGUUUUUCACAACAGAGAAACGUCCAAGAUUGAAAUUACUUACUACUUAAAGUUGUAUCUGUUUGUAUCCUAAAUAUUGAUCAAGUAACAUAUUAAAAAUAACAUUGAAUAACGUUAAUCUUUAGCGUUAUUAAAUUCACAACAUGUCAGACAAAGUAACUGUAACCGUAAACGAAGGAAAAAUUAAAGGGAUAAAAAAAACAUCGAUUUUUUCUGGUACUGAAUAUUUCUCUUUUCUUGGUGUACCUUAUGGCCAAGCUCCAGAAGGCCAACUGCGAUUCAAAGAUCCUGUGAAAGUGAGACCUUGGAAAAAUAUUAUUUUAGAUGCGACAACUGAAAAACAAGGGUGUCGACAGUUUUGCAUAUUCAAAAGAGAACUCGCCGGAUCGGAAGAUUGUUUAUACAAUAAUAUUCAUACAACAAAAUUACCAUCGAAAGGAGAUCCACUAAAGCCGGUCAUUGUCGACAUUCAUCCUGGCGGAUUAAUAUUCGGUUCUCCAGAUCCAGAUAUAUAUGGAUCGCCGGAUUUUCUUAUGCAUCAUGACGUAGUUUUUGUCACCGUUUGCUUUCGAUUGCAUAUAUUAGGUUUUCUGGAUCUCGGCUUGAAGGAGUGCUCCGGAAAUCAAGCAUUGAAAGAUAUCAUACUGAGUCUGCAAUGGAUAAAAAAUAAUAUAAAAGCAUUUGGUGGCGAUCCUGAUAACAUAACCCUGUUGGGAAGCAGUAGUGGAUCCUCCCUGGUACAGUGUUUGAUGCUCUCGCCAAAAGUAGAGGGUUUAUUUCAUAAAGCAGUAUUAAUGGGCAUGUAUGUCACAAAUCCUGUCCUCAUUAUUCCGCAAGAAAACGCCUCAAUCGCCUUUGAGUUAGCAAAAUCUGUGGAUUACGAGGGAACUGAUGAAAACGAAAGAAAAAAAUUAUUAUCAUAUUACAAACAACUUCCAGUGGAUACCAUUAUAUCAAUGAGGCCAGAAUCAGUUUUACAAAAACAAAAUAGCAAAGCUCCGGUGUGUCCAGGUUCUCUGUUUACGCAUAUUUUUAAUCAAGGAGAAAACUUGAUUCUACCAUUAUCGCCAAAAGAGAUGACACCAUCGAUGACUAGAAUACCGCUCAUCGUUGGAUUCUGCGAUAAUGAAGCUGCGGUGGGAUUUUUUCCUAGAUUCAAAAACCUAAUCAAGAAGAACUUUUAUUCUACUGUUCGUCAAAAUCCUUGGGGUUGGGGAGCAAAUUUAAACGACGAAGAAUUGAAACAAAUUCAAAAACAAAUUGAAACGUUCUAUUUGAAUGGGAAGUCAGUAGAUAAUGCACCAUUGAUGACGAAAAUAGAUAUUCAAACCGAUAUUUCACUAUCCGACGUAUACGACUCGGUCAUUAACGUCGUAGCUGCAGACCUACCCAACUCCGUGUACGUUUAUAAAUUCGGUUUUGAAGGCAAUAUAGGAACAAUGAAAGAUCGAAUUCGGGAAGCAGUCGACGAGCCACUGGAGGGAACCGUUCACGGCUGUGAUUAUAGUUACUUCGCUUUCAUGAAAGAAUACACCAGUAGAAAGAAGCCAAUUUUAACACAAAGAAGUAAAGGAAUGGUAGAGAUAUUCACGAAACUAAUUUGCACUUUUGCCAGAACAGGGGAUCCAAAUUACGAAAACUUGGGUGUACAGUGGAAUCCAACAACAGUAGAGAAUCCGUGUUAUUUGAGCAUAAAUGAACAAUUGAAAUCGCACGAAGGUAAAUUGAAUGGGAAACGGAUGGAAUUUUGGGAGAACAUGAAGAAUCAGUUCACCAAAAGUUGAUGAUAGGGCAGAUGAGAUUUUUAAUGUAAAAAUAUAUUCCUACAUUAUUUCAAUCGAGUGUAGAGCUGAGCAAAAAUAAUUUUUCUCUCACAAUCAAUAGAAAUUUUGCUCCCAUGAUUUAAGAAUAAGAUUCUCCACAAAUCAUUAAAAAUUACUAACUAACUACCUAUCAUCUUUUUUUAUUAUAAGGCGGCAACAAAUUACAACAG